GCGGAUAGACCGGCAUAUCUUCUGUUCACCAUGUACCUAUUCAUUUAGCCAGAGCUUGGGGAUCGGCGUGGCCAAGAUUACUUCGCGGCUGGGACCUCCAAUCAUUCGGCGGAUAAGUUACCCCAGAGCCUCAAGAAGAAUGGUUGAUAGCGGAGCUCGUGGGAAAUCGGGCUACUUUGCCGAGUUUUUGGCUAUGACAUCCGUCCCGAAUGUCUUGGAGGUAGGGAAUCUUCCAAGACGUAAUCAGCAAAGACAGGCACGUGGAGGAAGACUUUUAGCAAAUAAUUAUCAUAAACAGCUGUUUUUUUCGUAUCGAAUGUAAUAAUACGGCAACUUCGCGUGCUCGUACCUAACACUUGGCCUCGCUUGGCCCUCUGUUGGUCGAUCGCGCUCAAUAUGCACGUCUUCAUCUACUUCCGGCCGGACCACAAAAUCGGACAUGGGAACGUCAACUUUGAAAAGGUAAGAUCGGCUCUGGGAACAUUAAACAGUAUUAUACUUAUAACUGGCCUGUGUGACUUAUAAGCCAUACCAGCUGUACUCUCCGCUCUGUACGAUGGUAACUGAAAAUGAAGACCCGAGCCGGUUCGCUUCCUGGAUUUCUCUGCACCGUGGGCCUUCUCGUACCACGCGUUACGUCUCAUAGCCAUAUUUCUGCUGCUAUCGGUCAGUGUUCGUUGAAUCUCCCAGCGGCAUUGCAAUCCCAGGUGCAGUUAGGAUGUCCACGUCCAGUUGACGCGAAGACCACCGAUAGACCCGUUGACUGGUCACCAUGGACGCACCCGCCGGAGUGCGUGCACUCGAAAAAGCCGCCAGGGGCCACGUACUGCGUCUACUCUAACUCGCAGCAUGGUAACGGAGGUGUUAGCAUAAUCACAAGGCCAGAAACUGCAGCUAGCACUCUUGAAAUCUUGAACGACUCCGGAUACACUCAUCUAAAACACUUCGUCAAUAACAGCGCUGGACCAGCAUACGAAAUUGCCGACAUUCCCGGGAAGGGGAAGGGGGUUGUUGCGACCCGCCAUAUCAAGCGCGCCGAAGCAAUUAUGGCAGAUUGGGCCUCGUUGGUAGUGGACUUGGAUCUCCCGACUUCGAUAUUGAGAACCGAAGGAUAUAGACUGUUUCAUAUAGGUGUGGAUCAGCUCGCAGAUCCGGAUCGUGUGCUCCAGCUGGCUCGUAGCAGCGCGUUUUCAGGGGACAUUGUAGAGGAUAUUUUGAGGACGAACUCAUUUUCUUACGCACUGGCGGAUGCUUCUCAUAUGACAUUAUACCCGGACGUCUCUAGAGCUAACCAUGCAUGCCGCCCAAACUCUUUUAUAAGGUUUACGCCUUCAAGUUUGGCUGUAAGUGUCGUGGCUCUAAGAGAUAUCGAGCCCGGAGAGGAAAUCACUAUUACCUACGUACCCUUAGGAAAAACAAAGGAAGAAAGACAGACGGCACUGAAGAAAUGGGGAUUUGAGUGUACAUGCUCACUCUGCACCGCAUCCAAAACCGAGAUCGCCGUAUCCGACUACCGCAGAGAGAAGAUCAAGGGGUUGCGCAAAGAAGUCAUGAACGCCGUCGGGCUGUGGGACGGAACUAGAGCUGUCAAGCUCACGCACGAAGUCCUAGAACUCAUGAAGGCAGAGGAUCUUACGCCGCUUUACUCUAGCCAGUAUGAGAUUAUGGCGCGGUUGUAUUGGAAGGCGGGGGAUAAGAAGACAGCCACUAAAUACGCGCAGAUGUCUUUAGACACAGUGGUGGACCAGGGGUAUAUUGAGGAUACCCCGGAUGCAUUGCCGAUAUUAUUGCAGACCUUUGCUUAG
Molecule: messenger RNA, 1805 nt
Organism: Daldinia vernicosa
Lineage: Eukaryota; Fungi; Ascomycota; Sordariomycetes; Xylariales; Hypoxylaceae
Product: SET domain-containing protein
Exons: 4
Coding region: 570-1805 (411 amino acids)
Molecular function (GO): protein binding
Source: RefSeq, a predicted model, not a curated record